GGCCUGCAAAGCAGGGCGGGAAAAGCAGGCCGCGCGGUUCCGCCCACCGCGGCGGCAGCGGCCUGGUUCGGCGAACUGCAGCCGGCCUCUCUGGGGGGGCUUCGCUUUCCACCCCACCCCUCCCCGAGCGGACAUGGCCCAGGUGAGGGGCUUGUGGCAGCCGCGGGGGGAGGCUGCCGAGGCGUCCCCGGAGCAGCCCGAGAGCUACCAGCUUCGCCAGGAGAACGAGCUGCAAGUGCUGGAAUCUAUCUACGGGCGGGACUUCCAGGACUUGCGCCACGGCAAGCCGUGGAAGGUACAGCAGCCUCCAGAAAUCAAUCUAGUUUUGUACCCUCAGGGCUUGACAGGUGACCAUGAAGUCUAUGCCAAAGUUGACCUGUGGGUCCAAUGUCCCCAAACUUACCCUGAUACAGUUCCAGAAAUUGAGCUUCAAAAUGCAAAGGGGUUGUCAAAUGAAAACAUUAACUUGUUAAAAUCCAGACUAGAGGAAUUGGCAAAAGAACGUUGCGGAGAGGUGAUGAUAUUUGAAUUAGCAGAUUACGUACAAUCAUUUCUCAGUGAAUACAAUAAACCACCUUUAAAAUCUUUCCAUGAAGAAAUGCUAAAGAAUCAGCAAAAAGAACAAGAAAGGCUUGCUCUGGAAGAAGAGCGGCGAAUCCAAGACCUUAGGAGGAAAGAAGAGCAAAUGCAACGUGAAAUUCUUGAUGAGAUUCAGAGAAGGGAAGAAGAAAAGAGAGAAGAAAGAAAAAGGAAAGAAAUAGCAAAACAGGAGCGUUUGGAAAGUGCUGCUUUGACAAACCAGGAAAUAUCUGCCAGUAGAGAUACCACAGGGAACAAAGUAACAUCCAGUUUAAAUGGAGGUGCUACAGAACAUGGAGGGAACAAUAAAUACCGUGCAAAUUCCACCGGGCGUUCAAAAAGAGAGCGUCAGCAUUCGGCAUGCAGUAAUGAAGAAUCUCUGGGAACGCCUGAAAUUCUGAAUUUCAAUGCCAGUAGUAUUGGUCUACUCAGGGUACACAAAGGAAAGUGCAUAGACAAGGAUGAGCAGCUUGGUAAAUCAGUCUACAAUGGUUUGGAGUUGUGCACUGGCAACUUUGUCCUGGUCCAUGAAUGGGUACUUCAGUGGCAAAAGAAAAUGGGGAAAUUUCUCACAAGUCAAGAACAGGAAAAGGUUGAAAAAUGCAAAAAGCAGAUACAGGGAGCAGAAUCGGAGUUCAGUUCUCUGAUGAAGUUAAGCCACCCCAACAUAGUCCGUUACCUAUCGAUGGCCUUUAAAGAGCACAGUGACUCAAUCACGGUCGACAUUUUAGUGGAACACAUUGGUGCAUCCAGCCUUUCUGUGUACUUGGACAAAGAGAUCCCCCUUCCUAUGGAUCAGCUGCGUCAUUACACAAGCCAAGUUUUGUCUGCUCUUGACUACCUACACAGCAAUUCAGUGGUGCACAAGGUUCUGAGUGCGUCCAGCAUUCUGGUGGAUAGUGAAGGAAAUAUCAAACUGACAGACUACAGUAUUUCCAAACGCUUGGCGGAUAUCUGCAAGGAGGAUGUUUUUGAACAACCCAAAGUUCGGUUUAGUGAGGAUGCCUUGCCGAACAAGCCAGGGAAAAAGGGAGAUGUCUGGCGGUUAGGGUUGAUGCUGCUUUCUCUCAGCCAGGGACAAAUAACUAAGGAAUAUCCAGUCUCAGUUCCAAAUGAUUUGCCUGCUGACUUUCAAGACUUUUUGAAAAAGUGUGUUUGUUUGGAAGAUAAAGAAAGGUGGAGCCCUCAGCAGCUAUUGCAACACAGUUUUAUAAACCCACCACAGGUAGUUGUAAUGGAAGAAAGCCCAGAAGAUUCGACAGGAAUAGAUGAUAUUGAAACUGUUAUCCCCUGCAGUCAGUAUGCAAGCGAUGUCUUUGUCACAGAAACACAGAGGCAAUUUUCUCGUUAUUACAAUGAGUUUGAAGAGUUACAGUUGCUUGGUAAAGGGGCCUUUGGAGCUGUCAUCAAGGUGCAGAACAAACUGGAUGGCUGCUGUUACGCAGUAAAGCGAAUUCACAUCAAUCCCACAAGCAAGCAGUUUCGAAGAAUUAAAGGGGAAGUGACCUUGUUAUCACGCCUGAACCAUGAGAACAUUGUGCGCUAUUACAACGCGUGGAUAGAGAAGCACGAGAGGCCUUUGCUCAGUUCUCCGACAUCGGAAACCACAGAAGGGAAGAAAGUCACUGACAAACUGGCUCAGAAUGGGAAGGGUGAAGCAGAAUCUAUGGAUGACAUAGAAGCAAACGCCCCUCCUCCGGUUCUGACCAGUUCAGUGGAGUGGAGCACCUCAUGUGAGAGAUCUUCAAGUGCCAGGUUCAGUGGAGGGGAUCAGGAAUCCAGUGAUGAUGACGAGGAUGAAGAUGGAGGUGUAUUUGCACAGUCAUUCUUGCCAGCAGCGGAUUCUGAAAGUGAUAUCAUUUUUGAUCAUGAAGAUGACAACAGCAAAAAUCCUAUGAUGGAUGAAGGCUACAAAGGAAAAAAUAGUCACAGUGAAGAGGAUGAAACAUCAGCAAUUCAGACUGUUCACCAUCUGUACAUUCAGAUGGAAUAUUGUGAAAAGAGCACUUUGCGGGAUACCAUUGACCAAGGUCUAUAUGAAGAUACCAAUCGCCUCUGGAGAUUUUUCCGGGAAAUUCUGGAUGGAUUAGCUUAUAUCCAUGAAAAGGGAAUGAUUCACCGAGAUCUGAAACCUGUCAACAUUUUUUUAGAUUCCGAAGACCAUGUGAAAAUUGGUGAUUUUGGUUUGGCAACUGAUCACCCAGCAUAUGUAGCAGACACAAGGCAAGGAGAAGGAGAGGAUUGUUUGGCAAAAAGUGAUCCUUCUGGUAACUUAACAGGAAUGGUUGGCACCGCUCUUUAUGUGAGCCCAGAGGUCCAAGGAAGUACUAAAUCUACUUACAAUCAGAAAGUGGACCUCUUCAGUUUGGGCAUAAUAUUCUUUGAGAUGUCUUACCAUCCGUUGACGACUGCAUCGGAAAGGAUCUUUGUUCUCAGUCAGCUAAGGCUUCCUUCUAUUGAAUUUCCAGAAGACUUUGAUGAAGUGAAGAAUGCAAAACAGAAAUUGGUUAUUGCUUGGCUGUUGAACCAUGAUCCUUCCAAAAGACCAACUGCUAUGGAGUUGUUAAAGAGUGAGCACCUUCCUCCACCUCAGAUGGAGGAGUCUGAACUUCAUGAAGUGCUUCAUCAUACUUUAGCAAAUGUGGAUGGGAAAGCUUACCGGACAAUGAUGGGUCAGAUAUUUUCACAGCGCAUCUCUCCUGCAAUUGAUUACACCUAUGACAGUGACAUUCUCAAGGGCAGUUUUUCAGUGCAAUCAAUCAAGAUCCAGCAACAUGUAUGUGAGACAAUCAGCCGAAUCUUUAAAAGACACGGAGCUGUCAAGCUGCACACCCCCUUGCUUAUGCCUAGGAACAGAAAACUGUAUGAACACAACGAAGCUUCAUAUUUAAUGGAUCACAGUGGAAUGCUGGUGAUGCUUCCUUAUGAUCUCAGGAUUCCUUUUGCAAGAUAUGUAGCUAGAAAUAACAUAACAAAUUUGAAAAGAUAUUGUAUCGAGCGGGUUUUCAGGCCUCGGAAAUUAGACCGCUGUCAUCCAAGAGAGCUCUUAGAAUGUGCUUUGGAUAUCAUCACUCCUGCUGGCAACAGUUUUCUACCUAUUGCAGAAGCAAUCUACACAAUUUCUGAAAUAAUCCAAGAGUUUCCUGUGUUGCAGGAAAGAAACUAUAGCAUCUUCUUGAAUCACACUGCCUUACUGAAAGCUAUCCUCCUGCAUUGCGGGAUACCUGAAGAUAAACUCAAUCAAGUUUACAUCAUUCUGUACGAUGCUGUGACUGAAAAAUUAACUAAAAGAGAAGUGGAAGCCAAGUUCUGCAACAUUUCUCUGUCAUCAAACAGUCUUGUUCAACUGUACAAAUUCAUUGAACAGAAAGGGGAGUUGCAAGAUCUGAUGCCAUUGUUAAACACGAUAUUGAAGCAAAAGACGGGGGCCACCUCGCUGGUGAAACUCGGCAUGAAAGAGCUUGAGGAAACAGUGGGUCUGCUAAAGAAACUUGGCAUAAAAAUUCAGGUAUCCAUAAAUUUGGGGCUGGUUUAUAAAAUACAGCAACACAAUGGAAUUAUAUUUCAGUUUAUUGCAUAUAUUAAACGCAGACAUAGGAUAGUUACUGACAUUCUCGCUGCUGGGGGAAGAUACGAUCAUUUGAUUCCACAGUUUAGAGGCCCACAAGCAGUUGGUCCAGUUCCUUUGGCAGUUGGAGUCAGCAUAGCUAUAGACAGAAUAAGCUCAGCAGUUUUGAGUAUGGAAGAGCCUAUUACAGUGAGCUCUUGCGACCUGUUAGUCGUUAGUGUUGGCCAAACAUCAAUGGCAAGAGCUCUCAAUAUUGUUCAGAAGCUCUGGACUGCAGGAAUAGCAGCUGAAAUCAUGUAUGACUGGUCCCAGUCCCAGGAGGAACUGCAGGAAUAUUGCAGGUGUUCCGGGAUCACCUACGUGGCCCUCGUCUCUGAUAAAGAAGGAAAUCAUGUAAAGGUGAAAUCAUUUGAGAAGGAAAGGCAGACAGAGAAAAGGAUUUUGGAAUCUGAUCUUGUAGAUCAUCUGGCUCAGAAACUGAGGACCAAAUUCUGUGACGAAAGAAGCAACAGGGAAAUUUCUGAUAAUCAGCCAACACCAAAUCUAAAAGGAUCAUUUUCUAGUACUUCAGGUGUGUCUGAGCCACAUGGAACUGUAGUGGUACCAAAUGUCUGCAUUGUACCAUCAGAGAAGUUGUCUGCAAGUGCCAGGCGGCGCUAUGAAGUUCAGGUACAAACCAAACUCCAGACCUGCAUUGCUACUCUGCAACAGAAAAGUGAAGUUGAAAUUUUAGCAGUGGAUCUUCCAAAGGAAUCUAUAAUGCACUUUUUAUCAUUAGAGUGUGAUGCAGAUGAACAAACCUUCUAUUCAACUGUCAAACAGCUGAUGUCACGAUUGCCGAAACAAAGAUACAUUGAACUGAUUUGCGAUGAAAUCCACAAUAUUAAAAUGAAAAAAAGAGUGCCUGUGCUCAUCCUCUACACCUACAGAGAUGACUAUUACAAAAUUAUAUUUUAGUACCCAAUGUUCAAAGAGAAUGAACUGGAGUACUACUUGGAACCAAUACAUGCUUCCAAUCACGCUAAUGUGAAGAAAUGUUUUGCACACACUUGUUACGGGGACUAUGUCGGGACAACUUUUGAAGUAUUAAGGAUUUAGCUUAAGGAUUUAGCUCCUGUGCCAUACUUCCUGUAUCUCCUUUAAAGCUGUAAAUCUUUCCAGAAUGUAUUGUACAGUAGCCCUUUUUUUUAUAAAGUCCUGUUUGAGUAUCUUGCUGUAUUGCUGUCAUUAUUUCAAGCAAAGCAGUGGGUGGAAGAUUCAACUAGUGACUUAAACAAGAGUUUUAGUAUCCAUAGCACCAAGCCUUAGAAUCUCAAUCUCCUUGUCUGAAGGAGUCUUCUCAUUCAUCAAGAGGACACGGCUGCAAUCUAUAGUGGCAGAAAACCCUUCCCCCUUAUUAGGAUUUAAAUUGCUUUCUACUUGCCACUACUGAACUUGAAGGGUGAAGAGUGUGGCCCUCAAUUGCUGCAGUGAGCAAACAGCAGAGACCACCAAUUCCCAUUUCCCCACAAAUUUCCUAUACAGCCCAAUAAGGAACCUGCCCUCUAAGCUGUGUCUGUCCCAUUUUCUGUUGGCAAACUACUGUAAAUGGGAGUAUUCAUUGGGGUUAAAUCAGGGCUGACAAAGAAGGUAACAUUUAGAGUAUUCCUUUGAGGUUGGCCAUGAGGUUUGGAAUCCAACAUCUGGAGGACUGCAGGUUAACUGCCCAAUUGACACCAUAAGGACUGCUAAGUAAUAGAGUUCUAGCUUGCUGAAAGAAGAGUCAUACUAACAACUCUGAUCCAAGUUCAUCUCAGUCUCAAGUACAAUGUAGGUUUCCUAUUACGUUUCCUCUACACAUCCAACCUAUGUGUAAGCACAAUUAGAAACCCAUAAUACUGACUGUAAUGGAAUGUACUUUCUAUAUGAGAAUUUAGAAUCAAGAUAGUUCAGUACAGCUUCUCUUGCAUUAUGUACAUGUUCUUAAGAAUGACUCCUGCUAAUAGUUUCAUCUAAUUCAGGGAUGUCCAACUCCCAAGAGACAGCGAUCUACUCCCACUAUAAAAACCCUGGCAGUGAUCUAACCAUUGGAUUGAUCAAUAAUCAAAGUUGUUGAACUUUUUUGGGGGAGGAAGACCACCAAAAGUUGUUCAACUUCUUUUUUUGGGGUGG
Messenger RNA from Zootoca vivipara (common lizard), 6298 nucleotides. RefSeq names its product eukaryotic translation initiation factor 2 alpha kinase 4 (gene EIF2AK4). Gene Ontology annotation, biological process: DNA damage checkpoint signaling; regulation of translational initiation by eIF2 alpha phosphorylation. The record is from RefSeq and is a predicted model, not a curated record. Gene Ontology annotation, molecular function: ATP binding; eukaryotic translation initiation factor 2alpha kinase activity; protein binding. Lineage: Eukaryota; Metazoa; Chordata; Lepidosauria; Squamata; Lacertidae. Gene Ontology annotation, cellular component: cytoplasm; nucleus.